AUGCGUAAUUUGAGGUCGGGAAAAUCAAACGUUGCCGAUGAACCUGAGCUAGACACACUGUCGACCUUGGCAGGGUUAAGAUGUAUGAAGCCGGACUCGUCAAAUAAGUGCUCUGCUCUUAAAAUCAUCCCAGUGGGCUCUAGAUUACCAGGCCUGACGCCAACAGAACAAAAGCUUCUGCGACAGAAACAACAGCGUUUGGCUAAGGAUAAAGCCUCCCUGGGCCAAGAGGCAAAGGGGUGCGCGGAUGGGGGUACCUUGUCUGUCUAUAAUGGCCUCGAAUCAACACUGAUAUUUUCCCAAUACGAAGCUGGGACUGCUGUUUGUAUUAAUGCAGACGGCUGGAUGCUGACUUGCGCGCACUGUUUCGGCGAUACAGAGGAAGAGCUGCAAAAAUCGAACAAGCGUCGCUGGCUUCUGUUCUAUACCGGUUUGGCCGUGCAGGCUGAAUGUAUAGUAUGGGAUGCGAAGAGAGACUUGGCCCUUCUAAAAAUUAUUGCCAUGGAGUCUAAUGCCUGUCGGAAAGAGGAAGGUAUAAUCUGUUCAUUCCCGUUCGUUCGGCUAGCCUUACGAAGACCGACAGUGAAGACUCCGAUAAUAUGCAUUGGACAGCCAGGCAUGGACGACCUGGAGUCUAGCACGCCGGUGAAAAACAAAUUUGAUUUUGUGGAGUUAUCCUCUGGCAAAUUUCGCGGGAUGGUGGCAGGGGGUGAUUGGCAGGACAAUUCUGAAAUCGGACAAAUGAAGCAUGAUGCAUGGACUUAUUGGGGCCACUCGGGUGCACCUUUGCUUGCAGAAGCGGACGGUACGCUUAUUGGGCUUCAUUCGUCCUGGGACGAUCAGACUGGCAUGCGCCAUGGUGUCCCUCUCGUUGCCAUCCAGGCUUUUCUUGAGCAGCAUACUAGGUUGGUGGGUUUUCCCACACCCACUGAUGGAAUUGAGGGUGGACAUACCUCGUCAAAUUUGGUUAUUGAUGAAGAGGUAAUUGUCAUUAGUGAUUAG
This is a messenger RNA of Microsporum canis CBS 113480, 1002 nucleotides long. RefSeq names its product AT hook domain-containing protein family protein. Bases 1 to 1002 code for a protein of 333 amino acids. The record is from RefSeq and is a predicted model, not a curated record. The transcript has a single exon. NCBI's taxonomy places the organism in Eukaryota, Fungi, Ascomycota, Eurotiomycetes, Onygenales, Arthrodermataceae.